This is a messenger RNA of Vicia faba (fava bean), 423 nucleotides long. Lineage: Eukaryota; Viridiplantae; Streptophyta; Magnoliopsida; Fabales; Fabaceae. The record is from the annotation of a GenBank genome assembly.
AUGAGAAACUCAAACAAAUCUAAUUACCGUUUCUUUUUUGUGAAUGAGCCUUCGAAUCUUCCUUCCAUCAACCACCACCAUCCUAUACUCCAUUUUCUGGCUGCAGUUUUUUUUUGUCCAACAACAGACCCAUCAUCGAACACACAUGCAUUACUCCCUUUGUCUCCUUUAACAGAAACCCGUGGUAGCCACUUAUCCCCCUUAGUCUCGUGGUACCCGAAGAAAGUCACCGAAAUCGAGUUAGGCAGUACUCGCCCCAGUCACUUGACUGCCACAACAUUGUCUCUCCAGCACGUGUGUGAGAUCGCGAAGGUGAAAAAAUCUGAUUCGUUUUUGCACAAUAUAUCGCUUGAGUCGCUUUCAAAAUCAAUUGUUGGGACUGCUAGUAGCACACGAAUCAAGACUGUGAAGGAUAUUGAUUGA